Messenger RNA from Fusarium pseudograminearum CS3096, 2079 nucleotides. RefSeq lists its product as uncharacterized. The transcript has 5 exons. NCBI's taxonomy places the organism in Eukaryota, Fungi, Ascomycota, Sordariomycetes, Hypocreales, Nectriaceae. The coding region runs from base 1 to 2079 and encodes 692 amino acids. The record is from RefSeq and is a predicted model, not a curated record.
AUGCCUGGCACCUGGACACGCUUCAAGAGCCUGUUCGGCAGUCCCAAUGGAACCAGCCGCCGUGAAUGGCUUCAUGAGGAGGAGAGAGCCCUUCUGUCUCACCACGGUAACCAGGACAUAUCAUCUGCCACUCCUCCCGAGGAGGUCAUGAAAGUUUGCAUACGACUACGACAUCUAAUCCGCGAAUGCGUCCCUUGCGAGCUCGAAGAAAGCGCCAUCACGCGCUCCCACAGUACGGUCAUCACCAACAAGGUUGUCCAGGCCGCCAGGGAGGCUGGUGGGCAGAAGUAUCGUGCAUGUGUUGUCUACGCUCUGUUGGUUAACAUGAAAUGGUUCAAACGCGAAGCGACUUUCGAAUUGUGGGACGCUGAGCUCCAUGAUCUUCGCGCUACAGCCUGCACUGUUGUUGCUAAGCAGAUUAUUGAGGGAGAAGAUGAUCUUGAGUAUCUUUUACAUCACGUCCUUCUUCGCCGGUACUCUUUUCUGAUCGACAAGAUUCCUACCCCACCAACCAAUGCCAUCGAAAAGGCCGUGGACUUGCACGCUGUCCGAGUGAUUGGUUCAUCUGGCUAUCAGAAAUGCAUCUCAUACCUCUGGCGUGGAUGGUUGGUUCAAGAUGAAGACGAUCCCUCCGAAUUUGUUGACUACAAGAACAAGGCCAACCCGAAUUUCAUUGUCCACAUGGAUCCUGAUCGCAUGCGGGCCCCAAGAUAUCAGAAUGCAGCCCAGCUUCUCUUUUCCGUCAUCUAUCUUGGCCUAUACACGGCUGCAGUCAACUCUGCAAACCCAUCAGGAGUGCUUGAUGGUGCUGAGAUCGCUCUCUACAUUUUUACAUUUGCUUAUGUGUGUGAUGAAUGUCUCAAGUUCUACAAGGCUGGCGCCAACAUCGUCGGAUUCUGGAACGUCUUUAACUUCAUCCUCUACACCUUCUUGACUGCCUCCUUGGUCCUGCGUAUCAUAGGACAGGUGUACUGGGACAACGACGCAGUGUUCAAAAAGUAUAACGAGCUCAGUUAUAACCUGCUAUCAUUCGUCGCGCCUAUGUUUUGGUCACGUCUCUUGCUCUAUUUCGACAGCUUCCGGUUCUUUGGCGCUAUGUUGGUCGUGCUUAAGGUCAUGAUGAAGGAAUCGCUGAUUUUCUUUGCGUUGCUUAUUGUUGUCAUUAUUGGAUUCCUCCAGGCCUUCAUCGGCCUGGAUAUCGCUGAUGAUAAUAUUCUGGGAGAUACCUAUUUCAUUAUUGAGUCCAUGCUCAAAGCUAUCAUGCAAAGCCCGGAAUUUGAUGGGUUCGAGAACUUUGGACAUCCCUUUGGUCUGAUUCUCUACUACUGUUUUACUUUUGUUGUUAUGAUCAUUCUGCUCAACAUCCUUAUCGCGCUUUAUAACUCUGCCUACGAGGGUAUAUAUGAAAAUGCUGACGACGAAUAUCUGGCACUCUUUGCACAGAAGACAAUGCAGUUUGUCCGAGCUCCCGACGAGAAUGUCUAUAUCGCUCCAUUCAACCUGGUCGAGAUUGUUGUUUCAGGUCUGCUGGAAUGGUGGAUGCCUAAGCCUACUUACGAGUUUAUCAACGACUGCGUCAUGGCCAUCCUCUACUCCCCCCUCCUCUUUGUGGCCGCUUGGUUCGAGAAACGAGAUGCACGCAAUAUUCGAAGUAACCGAUCGCGAGGUGAAGAAGAUGACGACCUGAUCCAUGAAUGGGAACAGUUCCAUGGCGAUUUGGAUAUGGAAGCUGAAGGCUGGACCAAGACCUGUGAAACCGCCAAGCCAAAUGUGGAAGAUGAGCCUGCUGUGAUCGAAGUCCGCAAACUGCGAGCAGAGAUGGAAGAACUCAAGUCAAUGCUAUCACAACUCGGCAAAACUACUGCCAAAGGAAGUGAUGACAAUACCAUCACGGGCUCAAAUGCUGGAAAGGCGCCGGAGACAGGAGACGAUGCACAGGAAGUAUCGGAGACUACAGAAACCGCCGAUGUACUGGAUACAUCAGACACUCCAGAAGCGGAAGCAACCUCUGGCGAUAACAAAUCUGGCAAGAAGGGAAAGAAGAAGAACAACAAGAAGAAGGGUGGCUCUAGCAGUUAG